AUGUCAGAACAACGCGACGAGCAAACCCCGCUCUUGAGUUCGUCCUCGAGCAUUCGUUCAGCACAAAAUAUCUCAGCCUCUAGCUCUAGCGCCGAAGCCGAUUCUUCAGAUGCAGAGUCAAAUAUUGCUGUUGUACUUGGCGAACCCGAUGCCGAAAAUGCAGCAGCCAGCAUUGCAGCCAACCAGCAGGCCAAGCCGGCGCUCAACACAACGUCGCUUGUCCAAGUCAUCGCGGUGUUGGCGAUUGGACUCUUCACCUCCAACCUUGACGGUUCAAUAGUGUUGGCCACCCAUCCUCGGAUAGCCUCAGAGUUUCAUGCACUGGACCAGUCUAGCUGGAUUUUCAUCAGCUACUUGUUGUCUGGAGUUGCUACUCAGACACUCUAUGCAAAGCUGAGCGACAUCUAUGGCCGCAAAUGGCUUCUUGUAUUUUGCUAUGCGCUCUUUGCUGCAGGCUUAGGAUUGGCUAAAUCCAUGUGGCAAGUAAUUCUUGGUCGUGCCAUCUCUGGCUCUGGUGGUUCCGGCAUGGCUAGCAUAGGCCUGGUUUUGAUUACAGAUCUUAUCCCCCUCCGAGAGGUGGCCACCUGGCACGGAUAUAUGAACAUUAUUAGCACGACCGGUAGAAGCCUGGGUGGUCCCGUUGGAGGGUUUCUCACAGAUCAGGUUGGGUGGCGAUGGUCAUUCCUCGGCCAGGCUCCCAUGUUCAUCAUAGCAAUCGUCUCUUGUAUUAUAGCCAUACCCAACACCCGACGGACAUCAACACUAGAGGGACAGAGAGGCCACAGGCAGGCUAGCUUGUUCAUACGCGUCGAUCUUGCCGGCACUCUCUUGCUUGGCCUCUCAAUCCUGGUGCUGAUGCUGCCACUUGAGCUGGGAGGAGUCAAGAUCCCAUGGCAGCACCCCUUCAUAUUUGUUCUAUUGGGGAUAGGUGUGCUCCUUUUAGGAGUUUUCGUUGCAAAUGAGGCUUGGCUAGCACCCAACCCUGUCUUCCCCAUCCGGAUGCUGAGGAACAGAGAGAUACUCGCGUGCUACCUCGUCAUUGGCCUGCUAGCUGCAGCUCAAACUUCUCUCGUUUUUGCCGUACCGUUGUACUUUCAAGUCACCCAGAAGGUCUCCAACACUGUUGCUGGUGCUCACUUGUUCCCAGCUGUCUUUGGUAAUGCCAUCGGAGGCCUACUGACCGGUCGUAUCAUUAAACGCACUGGGCGCUACAAGAUGCCCAUGAUUCUGGCUUCGGCUGCUGGGACGAUAUCUUACACGUUGCUCAUCUUACGGUGGCUGGGUGACACCAAUUGGUGGGAAUCCCUUUACAUCAUCCUUGGUGGUCUGGGCGCUGGUAUGGGAAACACGGCAGUUUUUGUAGCUAUCAACGCAAUCGUGGAUCCGUCGCAUAAGGCCGUCGUAGUCUCGGGUCUAUUCCUGUCCGUGUCGGUAGGAAUGAUCACUGGCGUUGCCGCCACGAGCGCGUUGAUGCUGGAGGUAAUGCAAAAGCACCUCGACAAGAACCUUGUCAACUUGGGUCUUGAAGUCGCAGAAAGACUUGAUAUCAUAUCAAAGGCCGCCGGAAAUGUUGAAUACAUCUACAAAUUACGUGGACAAGUCGCAGCCGCAGUGACAAGUGCCUAUGUUGAUGGACUGCGAUGGGGCUACAGUGUGUCUCUGGGCUGUUCUAUCCUUGCACUCUGUGCCGCCUUGACUUUGAGAAACAAGCGCUUGUCCUAA
Pestalotiopsis fici W106-1 is the source of this 1722-nucleotide messenger RNA. RefSeq lists its product as uncharacterized. The transcript is spliced from 10 exons. Gene Ontology annotation, cellular component: fungal-type vacuole membrane. The record is from RefSeq and is a predicted model, not a curated record. NCBI's taxonomy places the organism in Eukaryota, Fungi, Ascomycota, Sordariomycetes, Amphisphaeriales, Sporocadaceae. Gene Ontology annotation, biological process: transmembrane transport; basic amino acid transport. The coding region runs from base 1 to 1722 and encodes 573 amino acids. Gene Ontology annotation, molecular function: basic amino acid transmembrane transporter activity.